Molecule: messenger RNA, 694 nt
Organism: Aphidius gifuensis
Lineage: Eukaryota; Metazoa; Arthropoda; Insecta; Hymenoptera; Braconidae
Exons: 2
Coding region: 110-421 (103 amino acids)
Source: RefSeq, a predicted model, not a curated record
GAAAUUAUCAUAUGGGUAUAUAUAAGACGAUGUUAAUAGACAAAAAGUAUCAAUCGCAAUCAGUGCAGUGUAUAAAAGUUUAACUACUUAUCAAAACAAAUAAUCAACAAUGAAAUAUUUCGCAGUGAUAGUACUAUUUGUUGGUCUUGCCAGUUUGACAAUGGCCAAACCAACAGAGAUUGAAUCUCUUGAAGAAACAUCAGAAGUUAAAAAUAUAAUACCACAAUCAGGCAAUACACGUGAUAAACGUGGUUUAUUAUUUGGUGCAGCUUAUACUGCUCCAAUUGCAACAGCAGCAUAUGCAGCACCAGUUGCCUAUACAUCAGCCUAUACUUAUUCACCGUAUUCAGCAUAUUCAGCAUAUUCAAGCUACCCUUAUGCUUAUGCUUCAGCUUACAGCGCACCCUACUAUUUGGCCUAGAUUGAUUCGUCAAUUAUUGCAUUGUAUAUCUAUUACGGAAAACCACAAAAUCAACCAUCACCAUCACCACCAACAACAACAACAACAAGACUACCUGUUUAUCAAACUUUCUACUUGAUGCAUAUUUUAACUUUACUUUGAUUUUUGUUAAAAUAUUAUACAACAAUCAUAGUAAGCAAUCUAAGUAACUAAUAAUGCAUCAACUUUUUAUUAUUGUUGUUUAAAAAUUUUAAUUAAAUUUCAUUUGUUAUUAUAUUAUAAAAUAUACUCAAG